Diprion similis is the source of this 2480-nucleotide messenger RNA. RefSeq names its product glucose-6-phosphate isomerase (gene Pgi). Gene Ontology annotation, molecular function: carbohydrate derivative binding; monosaccharide binding; glucose-6-phosphate isomerase activity. The transcript has 11 exons. Lineage: Eukaryota; Metazoa; Arthropoda; Insecta; Hymenoptera; Diprionidae. The record is from RefSeq and is a predicted model, not a curated record. Gene Ontology annotation, cellular component: cytosol. Gene Ontology annotation, biological process: gluconeogenesis; glucose 6-phosphate metabolic process; glycolytic process. Bases 115 to 1788 code for a protein of 557 amino acids.
GUGGACAAGAGCCGAAGAGUUCAGAAGAGUUCGAAGAGAGCAUCCGAGUGGACUGGUCGUUGGUAGCGCAUCAGAGGUCGAACCAAGUGCAGUGACAUUUUGUUUGGUUAUAAAAUGGAACCCAAACUAAAUUUGAGGGAAGAACCUACGUGGUUACAAUUACAGCAGUUGUACGACAGCCAGGGGAGCAAAAUCAAUAUAUACGAAUUAUUCAAAGCUGAUCCUGGUCGAUUUGAAGAAUACAGUCUCCAAAUCCAAACACCUGAGGAUGGACCGAUUUUACUCGACUAUUCCAAAAAUCGUAUUAAUGACGAAGUUCUUUCACUACUCUUUCAACUGGCCCGUGCCCGUAAGAUAGAAGCAGCAAGAAAUGCCAUGUUUUCUGGACAAAAGAUCAACUUUACAGAAAAUCGAGCAGUUUUGCACAUUGCCCUACGAAAUAGAUUAAAUACUCCAAUUCUUGUCGAUGGCAAAGAUGUGAUGCCAGAUGUGAACGGGGUUUUAAAUCACAUGAAAGAGUUUACUGAACAGGUCAUUACCAAAAAAUGGACUGGAUAUACAGGAAAACCCAUUGAAGAUGUUGUAAACAUUGGAAUUGGAGGUUCUGACCUGGGUCCCUUGAUGGUGACUGAAGCUCUGAAGCCGUAUCAUAUUGGCCCCAGAGUUCACUUUGUGAGCAAUAUAGAUGGAACCCACAUCGCAGAAACUCUGAAGAAGAUUAAUCCUGAGACCAGUUUAUUCAUAAUUGCAUCAAAAACUUUUACGACACAAGAAACCAUAACCAACGCGACAUCGGCUAAGCUUUGGAUUUUGGAACAUUUAAAGAGUGAGGCAGCUGUGGCUUCACACUUUGUAGCUCUGUCCACAAACACACAAAAAGUUAAAGAGUUCGGCAUUGAUGAAAAGAAUAUGUUUGGAUUCUGGGACUGGGUUGGAGGUCGCUAUUCACUAUGGUCUGCUAUUGGUCUUUCCAUAUCACUAGCUAUAGGCUUUGAAAACUUUGAAAAGCUUUUGAGUGGCGCUCACUUCAUGGAUCAACAUUUUUACUCAGCUCCAUUAGAAAAAAAUGCACCAGUAAUUCUUGCACUGCUCGGCGUUUGGUAUCACAACUUCUAUGGGGCAGAAACUCAUGCGCUACUACCAUACGAUCAGUAUCUGCAUAGAUUUGCUACGUACUUCCAACAAGGUGACAUGGAAAGUAAUGGAAAGUAUGUCACUCGAGCUGGUAAAACAGUAGAUUACACUACAGGCCCGAUUGUAUGGGGAGAACCUGGAACAAAUGGACAGCAUGCAUUUUAUCAACUAAUUCAUCAGGGUACACGGCUCGUACCAGCAGAUUUUAUAGCUCCUGCUAUCUCACAUAACAAGGUCCAAGGAACUACACAUCACAAACUUUUGCUAGCUAAUUUCUUAGCUCAAACUGAAGCGUUAAUGAAGGGCAAGACCGAGUCUGAGGCGAAAGAAGAACUGCAAAAGGCUGGUUUGAGUCCAGGGGAAUUGAGCGCCAUACUGCCGCACAAAGUAUUCCAAGGAAACCGACCUACAAACAGCAUUGUGGUUAAGGGAGUUACUCCCUUUACUUUGGGAGCACUCAUCGCAAUGUACGAACAUAAAGUCUUCGUACAAGGAGUCAUUUGGGACAUUAAUUCAUAUGAUCAGUGGGGUGUGGAAUUGGGAAAGCAGUUGGCUAAAGCUAUAGAGCCCGAGCUUAAAAACAACGACACGAUUACCAGCCAUGAUUCGUCAACAAAUGGGUUGAUUGCGUUCAUUAAAGCUCAUAGCUUUUAAGCAUUUAAUUGAUUGUGUAGUGUGGAGUUGGGUAAACAGCUAGCACUGAAAAUCCUACCAAUGCUGUAUCAUAAUGGUGCUGUCCAGACCGAAGAUUCGUCUACGAAUGGCCUAAUUAAUUUCAUCAAGAUGCAGACCUGCAUGUGUGCGUCCACCACCUGUGAUACAGUGGAAUCGGAACCCAAAUCGCUUUUUUGACCAUUUACGGUUCAUUUUCAUGUGAGUCAGCCUAUUGUGAAAUAUAUCUUCGCAUUAUGUACUUGAAAUUCCUCUAUGUAUGCUCAGUAAAUUCAAAUAUGCAUAUUAGAUUGUUGAAUGUUAGCGAUAGUUAUGGAUGUCUACUUUCUCAUUUUCAUUCGUUUUCUGUUAAUAUCUAGCUAAUAACCCAUGACCCGUCAUCAACCAAAUUAGAAAGUCUGGAACUAAUCACUUAAACUAUUAUUGAUUAAAUUAAUACAUGUACAUGUGAAAAAAUGUAUACUACUUCGUUUAUUAUACAUAAAUAUUAUAUACUUUGUUAUACGCAUAAUUUAUAAUUUUUUUACAUCAAAUUGAUAUCCUUGUAUCAUUCCCAGUGGAAAAACAAAUAUAAUACAUUGAUUUUUAAGAUUGAUAUUAGAUAUCGGUCAUGUAUGUAACAUCAUAACGUUAUUCUUAGUAACUAUCUUUAAUAGAAAAACAGAACUCUAACU